Molecule: messenger RNA, 3889 nt
Organism: Heterotrigona itama
Lineage: Eukaryota; Metazoa; Arthropoda; Insecta; Hymenoptera; Apidae
Source: the annotation of a GenBank genome assembly
CGACGAAUUACUUCCAAUGGAUCAUCCGGAGAGGAGGACGACACCGAUGUUCGCGCGUGAAUCAUGGAUGAACGAGUUGUAGAAUUGACAUUAUUUGUCAAAGAUGUAUCGUAAUCGACAAGGAUCUCGUGUACGUAUCUCGUGCUGGAUGGAGGUUGCACGACGAAACCAAGGGUUCGUUUUGCACGCGGGAAACAACUUCCGGUUGCUGGUCCGUGCGAACAGACAGGCAACAAAUAGAUUGAUGGUGGCCGAUAAAAAGGAAUAGAAACAGAUGGAAAGCGAAAGAAGAGGCAAAAGAAGAGAGACUCGGACUCGGUGUACGCACAUAAUGUACGAGUCCUGAGAGGAGUUGGAGUCCCUCCCGGAGGCGCGGCGCCGCGCCGCGCCACGGCACGACGUUGCGACUAUAAGUAAGUCUCGCGCGGCGCGCCGCGGCUUAAUGCCGUUACCGCGUUCGUGGCGCCAAGAGGAAGGCCCAUUGGCGACGAUAAGCCUCCUUCGUGUCCGGCACGAACGAGAAAAAGAAAGAGAGAAAGACGGAGAUAGAUACACAGCAGCCAGCUUUCACCCGCGUUUCAGCAGUGAAUAUAUAUAUACCCCGUCGGGGUGUGGAUCGCAACAGUAUAGAUAAUACGUAGCUGUCAGUCGUAUCCGAGGCCAGUGUCAGUCUAGAGUUAGUGUCGGUGAACAGAGUGACCGAGUGUCGUUCGCGAGCCACUUAAUAACACCUAUCGGAAAGAUAAACUUCCAACCCCUAGCUAUUAUCGCUUGGAAUUACUAGUGCUCGUAUCCCGGUAUUAUCCGACAUUCGGUAGCAGUAAGAAUCGGUGCAAGUGUCAAACAACAUAAAAAGCAGUGACAGAGACAGAGAGAUCGAAGGGAGAAGGGGCAGCGGAAGGUGGUUGGUAUCAAAGGGGUGCGCAUGGUCCGUGCGGACCAGCCAAGAUCACCUCUGUGGUCGAGCGUGGACCUUUCCACUGGGCCGUUUGGACGGCCGCGUUUUGACGUUCACCAUGUCGGGGCUGCUUUACACGCUUUUAGGGUUGGCGGCUAGCUCGAGCCUUCACUGUGCUGUCCGCCGCGAGAUAAGCCCGUGCACCUGCCGGCAGGAGGAGUUCUCCACUUCUGUUAUCAACCCGGUGCAGGCGGUCGCCGCAGCCGCGGCCGUCGCGGCUGUUGCUACAACCGGUAACAAUGCCGGCCACCAUGGACACGGGGAGCGAAUCGAGGUCGUGUGCGAGCGGAUGGACUCUUUCGAACAAGUGGCAGGAGCGUUAAGAGGCAAAUUCACCACCGAACAGCAGAUUACGCUGCGCGUCUCGCAUUCGAAUCUCAGGGAUAUAUCGCGGCACGAUUUUAAAGAACUGCGGAUGUCCAUCACGAAGCUCGAGCUGAAUCACGAUCGUCUAGGGUUCGUGGACGGCGAUGUUUUCGCGGGGUUGGGAAGAACGCAAUAUCUUAGUCUCGCGGAUAACGAGGUACCAUCUAUACCGAGGCAUAUUCUGUCGCAUCUGUCAUUGCUAAGGACCCUAGAUCUUAGCAGAAAUCGGAUAAGCCGUAUAGACUCGGAUGACUUUAAGUACAAUCCGACAUUGCAGCAUCUGCUGCUGGCCGGAAAUGCGAUUUCAGAAAUGAUGCCAGGCUCGUUACCGCCGUUGGUGAAGCAUCUACACGUCGGCCGCAAUCAGUUGCAAAGUCUGAAUCGAACUUUACGAGAUUUGAAUCAGUUGGAGUGGUUGCUAAUUAACGCCAACGAGCUCACAUCUCUGGACGGCGAGCUACCAUCUUCUGGCCACAACCUGAAGAUGCUCUACGCCGUGGACAAUAAAUUAACUCACUUGCCGGCGGAAUUUCGCUACCUGCAUCGUUUGGAAAGUCUGUAUCUUCAGGACAAUAAAAUUCGCAGUCUCGAUGGCACGCUGCAAAAGGCUCGUAGACUGAAGUUUCUCGAACUUUCGUACAACGAUCUGCAAGAGUUGACGAAAGAAGAUUUCAUAGAGGCAGAGAUGUUAGAAGACUUGGAGCUGGGACAUAAUUCUCUAAAAUCGUUGGCCAGCACAGGUAGUGAUAAUGGCGAUGGAAAUGGGGGCAGUAGUGUUCUUUACCCUCUCAAAUCUCUCAAGUGUUUGAACUUGACGCACAAUGAGCUUCGCGAGUUUUCAUUCGCGUCACUUCGUGGCCUGCGCGAGCUACGUUUGCUCGAUCUCUCGAACAACAGAAUCGCGCGACUCCACAGAGGAAGGACACCCUCAGAGAAUUUGGUAGAAGAGGAGGGAGAAGAAACGGCGGGUGGAAAUAUCCAGGAUAUGCAACUGCAACACAACGAGCUACGAAGCUUGGACGGCUCGUUAUUUCUUGGAAUGAAGGAAUUGCAGAAGCUAAAUCUCAGUUACAACGCUUUAGGACCGACGAUUGGACAGCGUGAUCUACGAGGUCUCGAUGGUCUCAAAGUCCUCGAUCUCUCUCACAACGAGCUUACUACACUUGAAGAUACGUCGGAGACGUGGCUUCCCUCUCUCGAAGAACUGAACGCAUCGCACAAUCGUUUGGUGACAUUGUCUGAAAGAGACUUCCGUGGAUUUCCUGUUCUCUGUUGGGCAGACGUGAGUGCAAAUCGGAUACGUACUCUAAUGCCAGAACUCGUGGCGAACACACGUUGCACUGUUCACGGUGUGCCUGACGUACUUCGCAUAUAUCUUCAAGAUAAUCCGGUGCUGUGCGAUCCUGGACUCGCAGACUUGACCGUGGCUUUCGAAGUCAAUCACGCAAAAGUCUAUGGUGUGGCCAAUAAUUGUCCAACGACCGUUUCAACUCCUACUGAGCAAACCUCGCCACUUCCGCCAUUGCCACCGACGUUGUUGUUAGCUGCCGCGGCAGCUGCUUCCGGAGGAAAUGUUUCUUUCGCAGCGACUCUCGAGUAGUCCACUGGAAGUAGGAUAAAGUCCGUAAGAUACGAUCGAUCCGUAAGGCACGAUGAAGUUAAAAAAACGGAAACGAACAAGAAGGAAGAAACGAUCGAGAGUUCAUUCGAUUCGUGGUCGCCCGUUUGUACGAUGCUACGAAGAUACAUAGAUACUAUAAGAUAGAUAUCUACGAAAUGGACACUGAAAUGGAUAUCAUGAGAGAAGUUCAUACUAUUGGUCAUUGUGAUAAACGGGUGGUGUGAAUCUUGGUGUAGUUCUCGUUUUUCAAGUUCAACACGGGCGUUUUAGUUCGUUAAUCUAAUCCGCUUGCGUGGAUUUCUUGGAAGCAUUCGGAUGAAAAGGAAGUUGUAUAGUAAUAAUAAUGAUAAUAAUGAUGGUAAUAAUAAUAAUAACAGAAUAACACACACAUACGUUCGUUAACAUCAUGAGACACUAACGAGACAUCUCAUACGUCGCUAAUCCUAUAAUCGACAGUUAAAAUUGAUUGCAUCGGUCUCUAAAAUCAGUAGAUGUGUACUGCGUUUGCUGUAGUAAUUAUUAAGUAACGAAAGAUACAUAUUUAUUUUAGCGAGUUUCCAUCACAUAUCGUGAGAGACAUUGUUCCUUUUAAUUGUGACAGAACGAUUUCUCUAUACGUGUUAGUUAGUAGAGCGCAAAAGCUCGAAAACGAAUUGUAACAUCUCCUGAAAAAAUAAAAAAAAAGAAAAAGAAUGUAUGUUAUAUAUUCGCGCGAACACAAGCCGAAAGAGUUGUCGGAAUACCAUCUUUGUCUAAAUCGAGGUUCAGGAACAAUUUGUUAAAGUUUUUGUUUUAUAAUAGACGACAUCAUUUACACUGUAAAUAGUCAUCAAUUCCAUUAUUUCUUUUAACACCAUACGUCCUGUUUAACAAUAGAGUUAGUUACGAUUUUUCGAACGUCUCAUUCACAAAUUCCAAUUCGCAUUCCAACUCGUAUUAUUUAG